Paraphaeosphaeria sporulosa is the source of this 699-nucleotide messenger RNA. RefSeq lists its product as uncharacterized. The record is from RefSeq and is a predicted model, not a curated record. The coding region runs from base 1 to 699 and encodes 232 amino acids. Lineage: Eukaryota; Fungi; Ascomycota; Dothideomycetes; Pleosporales; Didymosphaeriaceae. The transcript has 2 exons.
AUGGCUGAUCCUCCCACCGAGCCCGGAGCAUACGACGACCGCAAGAAUGAUGUAGCGACUGCCGCCAGGACUAACGUUGGCAUUCGCGCUGUGAUCAAAGACAGCAACGGCAUGCUUGACCCCACUCCGCGAGGUGCUUGUAUCCCGGUCUUUGAGCGAAACCAGCAGCAGUCACCCUUUCUGAGGCUUCCUGGCGAAAUUCGCAACAAAAUCUACGGCUACGUCUUUGAAACGGUACCCGAGUGUUUCAUAUACUUGAUGGGCACAUUGCGUAUACCUGAAUGGAACAGCGGGUGUUUUCAUCUCAGUACAGUGUGUCGAACUAUGUACAAAGAGACUCGAUUCCUUUGCUUCACCAACGCUACGGUUUACCUAUCGUCAGCAUCCUUCGGAUGCGGAGUGGCACUGCGAGAUAUAUUUCCAGUGCAGCGAGAAGCCUUCUCAACGCUGGUCAUCUCCCACGCCAAUCUUCACGGAUUUAUGGCACGGGGCUUUCUUCGGGCUUCCCAGAAUUAUCUACCCGGUUUGGAGCGCGUCUUCUUGCAUGAUUUUUGGGGACAUCACGCUCCAUGUAUGGCGGGACAUCAAUUUUCGGCGAUGCAGCAGGAGGUUGGAGAGGAAGAGGCAAAGCCGUUUCGUGAGAUCGUCAAGGAGGGAGUCCAAGUCGAAUGCGGAUAUUGGGACCGAGAUGCCAUGUGA